Messenger RNA from Poecilia reticulata (guppy), 2948 nucleotides. RefSeq names its product E3 ubiquitin-protein ligase MARCHF9. Gene Ontology annotation, biological process: protein ubiquitination. The record is from RefSeq and is a predicted model, not a curated record. Lineage: Eukaryota; Metazoa; Chordata; Actinopteri; Cyprinodontiformes; Poeciliidae. Gene Ontology annotation, molecular function: ubiquitin-protein transferase activity; zinc ion binding.
ACUUCGUCUCUGAUAAUGUGUUGGAUGAAUGAGCACGUGGCUAACACGUCACGUGAAUAUCAGCACGUUGGACAGCAGCUCCAGCCUCACACCUCCCACAGAGGAUGGAGCGAGCGGCGGCUUCAUGGCUGAGGAAGGAAGUUCCUGUUUGGAGGAGAUGGAGACUCGUUGUCAGCACCCUGUGGGGUAAGGAACCGAGUCGCGUCGGGAUUUCACCAUGUGAAGAGGGUCUGUGUUGCUGAGGAUGGUGCGCGGCUGUUUGAACCAAGCCACCAUGGACCGCUGCUGCUGCGUAAUUUCGGCACAUUACUUCGUGUUUGGAGGAGUCCUGCUCUCACCUCCUAUCAUCCGUCUUCUCUGCUUGCGGCGCCGGGAUGGUUGGGCGAAGAGUUGACGCUGAACCGACGUCCAACGCUCCUUCGCCGCAUGGAUAAAACGGAACCGAUUUAAAAACCAGAAACUUUGCGAUCGGGAGCUGCUUCAGGAGGACGAGGUGUGGGACAAAGCCUGCAGAGACAGCAGGGGAGUUGAUGGAUGCCACCGCGGAGAAACAAAGGACUCCCACAAGCUGCUCACCUCCUCCUAAUGAAAAACAUAAAUGCCUUCAAUAAGUGGGGUUUUUUAUUGACGACCGACCUCCCUUCGAGACCCGUAUUGAUUUUCUUAUUCAGACAGGGUAUUUUUUGAGGAUAACACCUUGAACAGCUCCUCAUUGUCACUCAGAACCUCUACUGGGUCCUGUUGGACCUGCUGGACGGCAGCUGGACCUUUCCAUUCUGACUUUAAGCGGCUCUGGGCUCCUGGUUUAGAGCUCUGUAAUUGAAUCCCGAUAGAAAACGCCUCCAUCCAUAAAGAAAAACAGUAACCCUUCCUCAUUGGUCGGACUGCAGUGCACAUGCUAUAACAACAGGAUAUGCAAAGAGCCAUGGGCUGAUCUACCAGCCUAUCAUGUUUCGAGCAUGCUUUUUUUCUCUUUUUUUGUAGUUUUUUUAAUAUAACAAGAUGUGAACUGCUCUCUGUGAUAAAUUCCACAAUAGUAGACUUAAUAAUAAAACUAAUAAUUAUGAUGUUUUAAAGAAACGACAACAAAAAAAAGGGGGGGCUGUGCCUGUGCUGUGAAGGUUCUGAGACAUGUUCAAGUACCGUCUUGGAACGGUUUUCAGUCAACUCAAAGUGUUGCUGCUGAUGCACUCGGAUUCGAGUAGCCGGAGGACUGACCCAGGCACAGACCCAGAGCAGAGCAGGAUGAGAGGCUUCACCAUCGCAGGCUGUGGCUGGCCACAGAUGAGCUGCUCCCACCGGGACGACGACGAGGAGUACUACGGGCCCCGGCAACGCAGCCUGACCUCCGAGGAUAAAGAAGGAGACAAACCCCAGGGAGCAGGAGGAGGAGGAAGUCUGGAGGCGUCCUCCCUGCCGAGUCUUUCUGAGAGUGGGGUGCAAGCACAGCAGUGCAGGAUCUGCUUCCAGGGGCCAGAAAAGGGGGAGCUGUUGAGCCCCUGUCGCUGUGACGGCUCCGUGCGCUGCACUCACCAGUCCUGCCUCAUCCGCUGGAUCAGUGAGAGAGGCUCCUGGAGCUGCGAGCUCUGCUACUUCAAGUACCAGGUYCUGGCCAUCAGCACCAAGAACCCACUGCAGUGGCAGGCCAUCUCUCUGACAGUGAUUGAAAGGGUGCAGAUUGCUGCCAUUGUGCUGGGCUCUCUCUUCCUAUUUGCCAGCAUUUCCUGGUUGGUGUGGUCGUCGCUCAGCCCCUCGGCCAAGUGGCAGCGGCAGGAUCUUUUGUUCCAGAUAUGCUACAGCAUGUACGGCUUCAUGGACGUAGUAUGCAUAGGUCUUAUAAUCCACGAAGGAUCAUCUGUUUACCGGAUCUUUAAGCGCUGGCGGGCAGUGAACCAGCAGUGGAAAGUGCUGAAUUAUGAGAAAACCAAGGAUCUGGGCGACUCCGUCAGUUCAAGCAGCAAAUCCGCCGGUCAAGUCGAAAGGAACUUUUCAAACGGCAUCGCGGCCGACGGACGGAGAGCAACGAGUCGACACGUCAGGGCUAUCUUCACCCACCACUGUGGCUACACUAUCCUGCACAUUCUCAGCCAGCUGAGGCCCUCGAACCUGCAUGGUGCCAACCAGGAGGUGGUCAUGAGAGUGACCACGGUGUGAGGUCAUUCUUCGGUCUUUGAAGAGGAAAUAAAAGUGCUGAUAAAAUAAAAUCCUAACGUGCCAUAAAAUCUGCCUGAGACUGAAGUGAUAAGAUGUGCUCUCAGGUUCGUCCUGAGCCGUGAGGAGCCGUCUGUUUCUGAAACGUGAGGAAGGCAGAGCAGUGGUAUGUAGAGCUGAGUAAAAACACAUGGCUGGAAGAAAAAACAUAUUCAUUUCAGUUGUCUCCUGGUCUGAAUAAGCAUGAAAAAAGAUAGUCAAAGGGUGAAAAAAAUAACAUUUCCAAAUUUCGUUCAAUAACACCUUUUCUGAAUGCAUCCCUCCCUUUUCUCCUUCCUCCCUUCUACAUAUAGAAAGCCAGCCCACGGCUGAAGCAUCUGCCAUAGCCAAAUGGUGAAAUUUAAUGUCUUUGAUUUCACAAUGCAGGUAAAGGAUACAGAACUUUGGAAAGUCACGUUUGGAAAAGUCUGAAAUUAUUCCCCAAAAACCUGGGUAAACUUUUUAUUUAUAAACCUCGUGAUAAUUUUUACCAUAAUAAAUGUCUCAAAAUGUGACUUUGACUUUUUUUUUUUACUUUAUUUUAUAUAUACAAAAGAAAAAAAAACAUGUUGCAGAUAUUAAUAUUGCUCCCAUCAUUGCCCUCAUGUACCUUCACAAAGAAACACAAACCUGCACAUGUAAAAUGUAUAACUGAUACAGUUUAUGCCCGCCUUCAGAAAAAAGUUGAUGUGGCAUAUUUGUUCAAAUGUUUUAAACUGAUGUCUGUAUUAAAGUGUGCGUUGACUGAAGGACAAAUA